GCAGUUGCAGCCCCGUUGGUGGGAUAUAAAUCUCUUUCUCUCCAUGAUAAGUGGUGGGCUGGUGCUUGCUACCCCUUUAGAGAGCGUACUGUCCUAAUAAUCUUUCGAUCUCUGUUCUAGUGCAAUAAUGGCAUGAUAUAAACCAGAAAAGAAAAAAAAAAAAAAAGAAAAUACAACGGUUUCAGCAUCUACCUCUUUCGUAUCAUUCAUUGAACGUAUAAAUAUUCCUUAGGUCACAAUUUCCCCCUCUUGUGACAACAUGGCUACCCUCAUAGACGCCUUGGAAAAAGUCCAUCUUGAGGGCUUACCAUCGAAGGCUGUUCAGCGGAAGCGACGGGGCAUCGAGGACGAAGAUGAGACCUGGGAGGAAGAAGAGGAGAAGGACCUUGGUCCAGUCGAACCAUUCCGAUUUUUCGAUCUGCCCUCUGAGAUCCGGCUGCGCGUUUAUGGCUUUCUUCUGUUCAGUCCUCGCCGGAAUAGACCACUGCAGACCAACGGCAAUGUAGGCGCUUCGUCAAAGAAUCCACUUCGUUCCCCGUUGGCCCAUCGGAUCGCUCUUUUUCUUGUUUCGCGGCGAAUGCAUAAUGAAGCCGCUGAUUUCUUCUACGCCACACAAGCCUUUCGCAUCUUCCCCGUCCAAGACUAUUCCCGGAUGCCAACAAUCAGGUCAAUACCAACCAACUAUCGCUCUGCGAUCGGCACUAUUGAGCUGAUCCUGGGAUCCAGCUGGACGGCCCCUCCUUCCUCAUGGAAAGUCAAUCGUGGGCUAGGUCUGGAGGAAAUGACACGUAUCCGCCUGCUUAAGGUGUUUAUUGAAUGUGACCCUUCCCACCCGGUGUUUGAAGGGUUUCGUAUCUCCGAGGACUUUUAUUCCGGCUUUGCAGGGAGGCUGUUGCAGCAGAUUCUGGAGAGGCUACCGAGUCUAACCUAUGUGGAAUUUGACGGGUUCCCAUCUGUCAGUAAAACCGGAGCGCUGAUGAAGCGUCUACUACAAGAGGCAAGGGCAGCUGGUAAAACCAUCGUAUGGGGGCCUCAGCGAGGAUGGACCGAUUACGAUACGGAAGAUAUGAUUGCCGAGAAUGUCGUUUACGGACUUACGAGUACGAUGCGAACCCUUCAAGUAACUGAUGUUCCAACCCGAAGAAGCUCUUCCGUGGUUGAAGAAGUGAAGUGA
Messenger RNA from Aspergillus ochraceoroseus IBT 24754, 1174 nucleotides. RefSeq lists its product as uncharacterized. The record is from RefSeq and is a predicted model, not a curated record. Lineage: Eukaryota; Fungi; Ascomycota; Eurotiomycetes; Eurotiales; Aspergillaceae. The transcript has a single exon. The coding region runs from base 260 to 1174 and encodes 304 amino acids.